Scleropages formosus (Asian bonytongue) is the source of this 1901-nucleotide messenger RNA. RefSeq names its product Wnt ligand secretion mediator (gene wls). The transcript is spliced from 12 exons. NCBI's taxonomy places the organism in Eukaryota, Metazoa, Chordata, Actinopteri, Osteoglossiformes, Osteoglossidae. The coding region runs from base 242 to 1870 and encodes 542 amino acids. Gene Ontology annotation, biological process: intracellular protein transport; Wnt signaling pathway; Wnt protein secretion. Gene Ontology annotation, molecular function: Wnt-protein binding. The record is from RefSeq and is a predicted model, not a curated record. Gene Ontology annotation, cellular component: endomembrane system; organelle membrane.
UGACUCCUUUCUGCUCGUAGUUCUUUCUCCUUCAAAAAGCUGGAAGGCAGUAGAGAGCCGAGCGCGCACUCGGAGUCGGGGUCUAAGGGGGGGGAGCAGAAAGAGAGAGAGAAAGCGAGCGAGCUGGAUGUGAGAGAGAGAGCGCGCGCGCGCGCACGCACCUUCCUCUCUUCGCAACUGCAGGAUCGUUCAGCAUUAUUUCUCCGUCCGCGCUGGAAACAGGAGCAGAACAACUUUCAGCAUGGCUGGGGCCAUCAUAGAGAACAUGAGCACCAAGAAGUUGGUGAUCGUGGGAGUGAUCCUGCUGCUCUUCCAGGUACUUUCAUUCCUGGUUGGGGGACUCUUCGCUCCAAGCCCCACGACGGCCAUUCACUACGUGGCCACCAAGUGCGUGGACGUGCGCAAGCAUAACCAGCAAAGCAAGUGGUUCAUGCCCUGGGGUCCCCACCAGUGCGAGAAGAUCCGCGACUUCAGCGAGGCUAUGGCCAUGAGGAUCCAGGCCAACGACAUCGUCUUCGCUGUCCACAUCCCCCUGCCCAACAAGGAGAUGAGUCCUUGGUUCCAGUUCAUGCUGGUUAUCCUGCAGUUUGACAUCGCCUUUAAUUUGAAUAACCAAAUAGCAGAGGAUGGCGCCAUGGUAACGAUUGACGUCGGUCUGGCGUACAGGGACGACAUACUCAGCGAGUGGACAGAGAUAGCCCACUCCAGAGAGCUUCGGAAGCUCAGCUGCAACUUCACCGCCCCUAAGAAGCCUGAGAACGAGGGGCGUCACUACGACUGCGACCUGAUGCCCUUCUUAGAACUUGGCAGCGUGGCCCACAAGUACUACCUGGUCAACAUCCGGCUGCCCGUCAACGAGCGGAAGAGGGUCAACGUGGGGAUUGGGGAGAUCAAGGACAUUCAGCUGGUGGGUAUCCAUCAGAAUGGCGGCUUCACUAAGGUGUGGUUCGCCAUGAAGACUUUCCUCACACCGAGUAUCCUCAUCAUCAUGGUGUGGUACUGGAGGAGAAUCACGCUCAUGACUCGACCGCCGGUCCUUCUUGAGAAGAUGAUCUUUGCUCUGGGGAUUUCCAUGACCUUCAUCAACAUUCCAGUGGAGUGGUUCUCGGUGGGUUUCAACUGGACCUGGAUGCUGCUCUUCGGCGACAUCCGACAGGGCAUCUUCUACACCAUGCUCCUCUCUUUCUGGAUCAUCUUCUGCGGAGAGCACAUGAUGGACCAGGCCGAAAGGAACCGGUUUGCUGUGUACUGGAAGCAAGUUGGACCAAUUGUCUUCGGCUCCUUCUGUCUCUUCAUCUUCGACAUGUGCGAACGAGGGGUCCAGUUGAAGAACCCCUUCUACAGUAUCUGGGCGUCGGACGUGGGGACGGAGCUGGCUAUGGCCUUCAUCAUCGUGGCGGGAAUCUGCGCCUGCCUCUACUUCCUCUUCCUGUGCUUCAUGGUCUUCCAAGUGUUCCGGAACAUCAGCGGGAAGAGGAGCUCCCUGCCGGCCAUGUCCCGGGCCAGACGCCUGCACUACGAGGGCCUUAUCUUCCGUUUCAAGUUCCUGAUGCUGGUCACUCUGGCAUGUGCGGCGAUGACUGUGAUCUUCUUCAUCAUCAGCCAGGUGAACGAGGGCCACUGGCACUGGGACGAGCACACCGUGCAGGUGAACAGCGCCUUCUUCACCGGAAUCUACGGAAUGUGGAACCUCUACGUCUUCGCCAUCAUGUUCCUGUACGCCCCCUCGCACAAGCGCUACGGCGACGAGCAGUCCAACGGUGAUCUCGGAGUGAACAGCGGCGAGGACAUGCAGCUGACCACCACGGUGACGCACGCCGACGGCCCCACCGAGAUCUACAAGAUGGCCCGCAAGGAGGCGCAGGAGUAGCCCCCGGACGCGCCUCGGCUCCUCGGCUCCU